Cylindrotheca closterium is the source of this 237-nucleotide messenger RNA. Lineage: Eukaryota; Bacillariophyta; Bacillariophyceae; Bacillariales; Bacillariaceae. The record is from the annotation of a GenBank genome assembly.
AUGAAGUGCAUCCCAAGACGGAGCCUUUCCUCCUCAGCUGCAACAGAAGCAAAGUAUGAGUCAGCACAGACGACUCUCCAACUGGCUGUUAUGCAACGGAAGUACCAAUUCCUUCAUCACCUGGAACCCAUGUGGCAGUCCAUUGCCUUCUGUAGUUUUGUCUUCUUCCUCUUCAUUUCUCUUUUUGGGAAGGCCCUCAUUGAUCCAAUGACCGCCCAUGCCAUACCAUCAGUAUAA